UUGCACUACCAGCAUAAAGUUUGAGCAUGUCAGACCAAUUAAUGAUGAUGGACGCUUCAUAAACAGAGAUAUUGAUGGGUUUCCUGUGACCUGCAGUGGCACAUCUCACGAUAGUAUGGUAGUUCUGAAGCAGGAAUCUCAUUACGCAGAGGCCAAUGAUCAUAGUUUCUCACAAUUGAGACUUCAAAUAGAACAAGGUAUUCCUGUUCUAUCUAAGUGGUUAAUCUUCAACAGAUUCAAAUUCGUUGCAUCAAAGGGGGUUAAACUUGGGCCUGCAUUUUUCUUGGCAAGCCUGACAGGUGGUUCAAUUGUAGGGGACAUGGCACCUUACCAAGCUUUUGCAAUUGGUGGUCUUGGUAGUGUUCGAGGAUAUGGUGAGGGUGCUGUAGGAUCUGGGAGAUCGUGUCUUGUCGCAAACAAUGAAUUAACAUUCCCUUUGAACAAAAUUUUGGAAGGUGCUGUUUUCAUGGAUUAUGGUACGGACUUGGGCUCUGGCCACCUCGUUCCAGGAAAUCCUUCUCUUAGGCAUCGAAAACCUGGGUGUGGACUUGGAUUCGGGUAUGGUCUUCGGUUGAAGUCUAACUUGGGUCAGUUUCAGAUUGAUUAUGCCAUAAAUGCCUUUCAACAAAAGACUGUCUACUUCGGCAUCAGCAAUGUUGUGGGAUGAAGGUUAAGUUAUGCCAAGAAGAUGAAGCUUUUCGUGGUCCAUUGAAUGAAAAAGUCAUCAAGGACAAUCAUAUGUCAAACAGCUCCUUGAGGAAUGACUCAAGGAGACCAGACCUAUGGUUUGGUUCUAUGUCACAACACUUAAGCCAUCGAAAUUUGAGUAAAUAUUACCAUUGAGUGGUUUCAAUUUU
Molecule: messenger RNA, 857 nt
Organism: Macadamia integrifolia
Lineage: Eukaryota; Viridiplantae; Streptophyta; Magnoliopsida; Proteales; Proteaceae
Product: outer envelope protein 39, chloroplastic-like
Exons: 7
Coding region: 116-667 (183 amino acids)
Biological process (GO): chloroplast organization; embryo development ending in seed dormancy
Cellular component (GO): outer membrane
Source: RefSeq, a predicted model, not a curated record